Molecule: messenger RNA, 783 nt
Organism: Thermothielavioides terrestris NRRL 8126
Lineage: Eukaryota; Fungi; Ascomycota; Sordariomycetes; Sordariales; Chaetomiaceae
Exons: 2
Coding region: 1-783 (260 amino acids)
Biological process (GO): CUT catabolic process; nuclear polyadenylation-dependent rRNA catabolic process; U4 snRNA 3'-end processing
Cellular component (GO): cytoplasmic exosome (RNase complex); nuclear exosome (RNase complex)
Molecular function (GO): RNA binding
Source: RefSeq, a predicted model, not a curated record
AUGGCCUCUGACCACCUAUUCGUCCUCCCGGGCGAGACAAUCGACCCGGCGCUUGUCCCCACGCACAAGAAGCACCCCCUCCGCCUGGGCCCAGGGCUGCGACACAUCCCGCCGUCCGACAUCGUGCCGACCGUCGCCGGCCAGCUGAUCACCAACCCGCUCAAGAACUCCAUGUGGGUAGAGUUCAAUUCCCAGCGGUACAUCCCAACAACAGGCGACCUGGUACUAGCCACCGUGACCCGCAACGCGCCAGAAGCAUACCUGUGCUCGCUGUCCGCCUACACCCCGGCCGCGACGCUGCCGCACCUGGCCUUCGAGGGCGCGACCAAGAAGACGCGGCCGCAGCUGGCGCCGGGCCAGCUGGUGUACGCGCGCGUGGCGCUGGCGCACCGGCACAUGGACCCGGAGCUGGAGUGUGUCAGCGCGGCGACGGGCCGGGCCGACGGGCUGGGCCCCAUUGCCGCGGGGAACGGGUGCGUGUUCGACGUCUCGCUGGGGUUUGCGCGGCGGCUGUUGAUGGCGCGGAGUCGUGAGGAUGGUGGGGUCGGCGUGCUGGAGAUGCUGGCGGGCCAAGACCCGGAGGUGGUGGUGGGAGGGGCAGGGGGUGGGGGAGGGUUGGCGUUUGAGACGGCGGUGGGGAGGAAUGGGAAGGUGUGGGUGGGCAGUGAGAGCGCGAAGACGGUGGUGUUGGUUGGGAGGGCGCUGCAGGAGACGGAUCGGGCGCGGUUGGGGCUGGAGGGGCAGAGGAGAUUGGUCAAGAGGUUGCUGAGGGAGAUGAGGUAA